Molecule: messenger RNA, 2566 nt
Organism: Fundulus heteroclitus (mummichog)
Lineage: Eukaryota; Metazoa; Chordata; Actinopteri; Cyprinodontiformes; Fundulidae
Product: stonustoxin subunit alpha-like
Exons: 2
Molecular function (GO): protein binding
Source: RefSeq, a predicted model, not a curated record
AAAGGUACCACACUCUGGGAUGACAAAACUCUCCAAAAGAUGACUGAAGAGAACUCCCAGCAUGGCAGUGAGUUUAGAAUCAGCGCUUCUGAUUCCUUGGAGGAGAAGUUCUCUCUGCUGGACGUCAGUGACUCUCUGAAGGCCAGCUUCCUGGGUGGUUUGAUUGAAGUUGGGGGAUCUGCAAAGUAUCUAAAUGAUCAGAAGAAAUCCAAAAAUCAAAGCAGAGUCACAUUUCAGUACAAAGCUACCACCAUUUUUAAACGGCUAAACAUUUCUACUGAGGAAAUGAAUAAAACACAGCAGAUUGGUGUUAUUGUGAAGAGCUGUGCCACACAUGUUGUCACCGGCAUCUCUUAUGGUGCAAAUGCUUUCUUUGUGCUGGACAGUGAGAAGUUAGAUGAGAGCAGUGCUCAAGAGAUCAAAGGCAACAUUAGAGCUGUGAUAAAUAAGAUUUUCAGUUUAAGUGCAAGUGGGAAAGUUGACCUCAAACUGUCUGAUACAGAAAAGGCGGUGACAGAAAAAUUCACCUGCAAGUUUUACGGAGACUUAAUUCCUGAAAGCAACCCUGUGACGUUUGAAGAAGCAGUGAAAACGUACAGAAAAGUUCCAGAACUUCUUGGAAAGAACAAAGAAAACACUGUUCCAGUAAAGGUCUGGAUGAUGCCGCUGAAGAACUUUGAUCCGUCAGCAGCUGAGAUGACGACUGACCUCAGCCCUGGUCUUGUGAGAAAAGUUCAAAAAGCCCGGGAAGAUUUCCACAAACUCAACAUCAGAUGCAACGAUUGUCUUGAAGGCAGCUUUGUGUUCCCAAAAAUCAAAGAAAGGUUGGAGAGUUUCCAAGAACAGUGUAAAAUCUAUGAAGGGAAACUUCUGGAUGUGAUUGCAAAAAAGAUUACGUCCAUCAGGGCAGGAGAAGAAGAUGAGACGGAGUUGUUGAAGAUCCUGGUUGACAGUGAAAAGUCUCAUUUUAGUAGUGAGAAUCUAAUGAAGUGGAUGAUUAAUAUUGAGAGAGAAGUCAGUGUAAUCACUUUGUGUUUAAAGGAAAUGAAGGGAGCAAAGAUAGUCCAAAGUGAGGCAGAGUUGGUGGAGGAGUUUCUUAAUCCUGAAGUCCAGGAUGUCCUCAGCUUUGUUUUCACUUCUCUGGAAACUACAGAUCCUUAUCUUGAUAAAAUGAAGGACUACCUGGAUCCUCAGGCUAUGAAGGCUUCUGAGGACAUGGAUCAAUCCACAAAUGAACUACCACCCUUCCCACAAGUAGAUUUACUUAAUAUGACAAGAAAAGCUGAAGAAUUUGGUACAUUUGUUAAAGGUUUAAAGAACAACAAUAAGUUCAGAUUCCUUGUAGCGGUCAUAAAAAAUAAGCAACACCAAGGAGCAACCAUCUACCACUACAGGAAUAGGAGGCUGCUCAUGGAAGACUUCUCCAAACCAGAUGUCUGUGAUGUGGAAAAAGCAACAGAUAGAAGAGAUCUGAUUUGGUAUGCUUGUGAUCUGACCUUUGAUCCAGACACAAUAAAUGGACAUCUUACUCUUUCUCAAGGAAACAAGAAGUUGAUGCAUGGAUAUCCACAGUCCUAUCCUGAUCACCCUGAGAGAUUUGAUGCUUUACCUCAGGUUCUGUGUAAGGAGUCACUGACUGGACGGCAUUACUGGGAGGUGGAGCUGAGCACCGACAAAGGCAGAGAUGCUGCUGCUGCUGUGUGUUAUAAAGGAAUACACAGAAAGUCGAACACGGGAUGGGAUGGGAUUGGAUGGAAUACCAUAAGCUGGUCAUUGGGCCACAAGUGGGAACCCCAACCGAUUUUCUAUGCUGAGCAUAACUCAAACAACCGACCAGAUAAUGCAAUUUGUUACCCUCUACCGCACACUGGCUGCGUACGCCUAGGAGUUUUUCUGGAUUGGCCUGCAGGCACUUUGUCCUACUACAUAGUCGCAGGGGAAAAACUGAGUCACAUUCACACUUUCCACACCAGAUUCUCAGAGCCUGUGUACCCAUGUUUCAAGAUCUGGCCUAAAAACAGUUACAUCCUCCUGUGUUUCUAAACAUUGAGUUAGAAGAUUCAAUCCAGACCCAGAUGUUCAUAAUAAGGGAAUAUUUUUGCAAAAGUAUUAUUUUGGCAAUUGAAUGAAAUAACAAAUCAGUUUAUUACAAAACAGACUGAACAACAAUAUAUUGAUGACAAUAAAAUAAUAUUAAGAAUCAGAAAUAAACUGGCUUAAGAUAAGAUUUUCUAGUCCCGUGUGUGGACCCAUGCAGUCUAUGUGGAGCAACGGCCUAAUCGGUGAAAAGCUCUUGUGAAAGGUUUCCAUUUCAGUUCUGACUUCCUGUUAAGCAUCUCGUUAACAGGGAGUUACAUCAUUAGAGUUUGUUAUUCCACACAGAAUGUUUGAACUAAGGCACGCUGGUGGAGCAGUGGGUAGCGUGACGCAUGUAUGGAGGCCUUAGUCCUCAACGCAGUUUAACUCCGACCCGCGGUCCUUUACAGGGUCGGAGUUUGGUCCAAUAUUUGGACCAAUAGAGGAGAGAUCCAGAGUUAGCUCACAGCUUCAGCUGCUUCAGCUAGGA